Messenger RNA from Scheffersomyces stipitis CBS 6054, 1431 nucleotides. RefSeq lists its product as uncharacterized. The record is from RefSeq and is a predicted model, not a curated record. The transcript has a single exon. Bases 1 to 1431 code for a protein of 476 amino acids. NCBI's taxonomy places the organism in Eukaryota, Fungi, Ascomycota, Pichiomycetes, Serinales, Debaryomycetaceae.
AUGGACUCAGACUCCAAGCCCAAUGCAAUUGAAUUGCACGUGCCGACUUUGCUCGACACAAUAUUCAAAGACAAUGUUCAAGAGCUACUUCCCCCACACAGCAUUAAAGCUCCCGAAUACACAGAAAUACUUCUUCAGAAGACAACCAAAGCCAACAAGUAUUACGGAUCUUUCCAACGGUAUACACGGCAAUUCAUACCAGAUGAUUCAGCAGCAAACACGGCCAUUGUGCGAUGGACCAAUUCGUCUAUAGAGUCUACACAAAGACUCAUAAUAGAUUCGUGGAUAGGCUCAGAUUACAAAGGAAAUCAGGUCAGAACCGAAAAUCUGCCACAUCAGAAUGUUCAGACGAAAACUACUGCAAAUUCAUUAUUCUCAUGGUCCUCUGGUGAUGCUUACAUUGAACAGAGAAAGAAAGAACUUCAGUUAGCCAAGGGCAAGGAAAAGAGUAGAAAGGAGAACCAGAAAACACAUAGUCAUCAAAAAGAAGUUCUGCCCGAGGAGACAGCAUCUAAUAAUGUUACAGAAUCAGAAAGCAAGAGGGAAGCACAAGAGAAGAGACUCAAGAAGUUGAAUCUCACGGUUCCGAAAGAGUCUAUUACCAACAGACUUAAUCGUAUUAUAGAGAAAGAAUCCAAUACCUUCAUUCAUGCCCGUAUCCAGCGUAUUAAGACACAUCACACCGAGCAGAUCACAAAGCAGAUCCAUGAGAGAAAGAGAAAAGACCACGAAUUGUACUUGAAGAAGUUACGACUCAAGGAAGAAGAAUACGACAAAGCAUUAAAGGCAGCAACCACAGAAACACAGAAACAGGGAUUUUUCGGUAACUUGUUUGGAUUCAAUUCGACAACUACGAAUUCUCGUUCAGAAUUGGAUUUUCAACUCAAAGAUUCAUUUGAUAACGAAUCAGUUGCUAGCCAUACAUCAACUACAGCAUCUAAGACGAACAACAGUAAUAGCAAGAGAUUUUCGUUUCUUCCUGUAGGAGGGCUCUGGAGCUCUGGUUCUGGAGGGAAAGAGCUGAACAAGAAUGACUUGUCUGAAGUUUCUCCUAGUAAGAAAAGUGAAUCUUCUAAUGAUCAUAUACAUCCUGCCGAAGUUGUCCUUCGCGAGGAAAUCGAAUUACAAGAAGAAAAUGAAGUAGCAGAAAUAGAAGAGAAAGAAGAAGUACACGAAGGUGAAAAUGAAAAUGGGUAUGACUUUGAUGAUGAAGAAUUCGACGAUUUCACAUCGGCAGAACCAUUGCCUAAAACUUCAACUACCAUAACAGCAAUGGCUCCUUUAAAACCAUCUACUUUUCUGCCUCCUCCUAGUUCUACAACGAAUGAAUUCAAUCUCACUACUCAACACAACAUCAACGCGGACCUUUUGGACAUAUUUGGUCCUGAAAAGAAGAGUAACGAAGCUAACGAAAAUCUACUCAAUAUAUAA